GGGUUCACAGUGAGCAGAGGCAUUUGAGUCAGGGCACACAUGCCUCAGCUGUGAGAGGCCCUACUCCCCUUGGCUGGCUGGCAUCAGAGCGCAGAGGUAGAGACAGAGAGGGUGAAGAGAAAGUUGAAGAGUAAAGUAGACUAGGACAAGGCUAAGAAGUGGUUGAGAAAGUUUUGUGUAAAGAAGAAGAAGGCAUUAGAGACUGAGUUGUGUGCAGCAUUGCUCUUGUAGGUUGUUUUUCAGUCGUUUAUUUUUAUCUGUGGUGACUGUGCCAACGGCUUGUGUUUGGAGUUGACAGUCAUGGCGGAUACAGGUGUCAAGAAGGAGCGCACAGCCUUAGAAGAAGUGUCUUAUGAUGAUGAAGAGGUUGCCCUGGUGGGUGCCGCCUCAGAGCCAGCAGUAGAUGAUGAUGACCCGGCUCAAGAGGUGGAUCUGGUGCUGCCCGAUGCUUCUGGAGGCAAGAGUGAAGCACAGAUGAAUGGCGUCAUGGUCCUGGCCCUGUUAGACAAGAUUAUCGGGGUGGUCGAUCAGAUCCAGCAGACCCAGACCGGGCUCGAGGCUCGGCAGGAGGCCAUGGAGAAGUCUGUGUCAACCAUCCAAGGGGAGCUGGCAAAGUUGUCCAAGAACCAUGUCGGCACCGCCAACACUGUCAACAAAAUGCUAGACAAGGUACGCAAGGUGAGCGUCAAUGUCAAGACGGUGCGGAGCAACCUGGAGAAGCAAGCCGGUCAGAUCAAGAAGCUGGAGAACAACGAGAACGAGCUGCUCAAGAGACGCAACUUCAAAGUCCUCAUCUACCAGGACCAAGUUAAACCACCAAAGGCAACCAAAGCAAAGACAGCAGAAGAGGGAGUAGUGGAGGGCCUUGAGCAGAUACCUGAGGAGGGAGGAGAAGGAGUCCAGGCCAAUCUCAAUUCAGAUGAGGAAGUGGAGAUAGAGGAGAUUAUUGAAGAGUCACGCACUAAACGCCUCCAACGCACCACAAAGCAGCAAGUCGACAACAUAAAGAAAGCUUUCUCCAAAGAGAAAAUGGAGAAGACCAAACUAAAGACCAAGGAGAACUUGGAGAAGACCAAGCAGAGAACGCGCGAGAACCUGGAGAAGACGAGACAGAAAGCCCGCGACAACCUGGAGAAAACCAAGCACAGCCUGGAUAAGAAGAUCGGAAAGCUGGGGACCCGCAUGACCCCCAACCAGGAGCGUAGGGCCAAGAUGAAGAGCUCCAAAGACAAGGUGAAGAAGUCCCUAACGCCCGACCACACCGUUUAUGCUCGCUCCAAGACCACCGUGUACCGCGUACCCCCGUUCACCUUCCAUGUGAAGAAAAUCCGAGAGGGCGAGGAGGAGGUGGUGCAGAACACAGAGAUGGUGGAGGUGACCGAGGCAGAACAGCAGUCGGGAGAAGAGAACGGGCUGGAUUUGAACGUGGAGGUGGAGGAAGGGGAGCUGGUGAGUGUAGACGGCCCCGAGAUGGAGACUCUGUUGCAGGUGACUGAGGAUCCUCAGCUGGUCCUAGUGGAGCCAGACCACCUAAAGAAGGCCCAGAGAGAAUAAAUCAAACCUCCCAGCUACAACAGGACUGGAGGAAUGGAAGAAAGAAGAGGGGGAUGGGGGCUUGUUAUAUGAGUCUAAUCACAAGGACACUGUUAUAUUUGUCACAGGGACUUUCUAGAUGUGAUCACAAUCAAUGACAUCUCUUUUUUUUUCUCUUUCUAUUUUACCCAACAGGGGUGACUUUCAUAUUUGCUUCACUAUAGAAACAAAGAAGAGCAGAACAAAAACACUAGCUUUUGUCUGUUCCCAUUACUUCUGACAGCUUAUCCUAGACUUGCAUUGCUACAGUAUUUAAAGAUUGUUGUUGGUUUGAUAAAUUGAGUGGCUAUUAG
Messenger RNA from Sphaeramia orbicularis (orbiculate cardinalfish), 1886 nucleotides. It is a transcript of the gene cavin1a, whose product is annotated as caveolae associated protein 1a. Gene Ontology annotation, cellular component: caveola; cytoplasm. Gene Ontology annotation, biological process: termination of RNA polymerase I transcription; transcription initiation at RNA polymerase I promoter. Gene Ontology annotation, molecular function: rRNA primary transcript binding. The coding region runs from base 301 to 1554 and encodes 417 amino acids. The transcript has 2 exons. The record is from RefSeq and is a predicted model, not a curated record. Lineage: Eukaryota; Metazoa; Chordata; Actinopteri; Kurtiformes; Apogonidae.